AAAUAUGUUAUUGAAUAUUUUUUUGCUGAUAGAAUGAAAGUAAAUACAGGGUUUCUGUGGGUUCUAUGAAGGUCAAUUUAAAGGUGCCGUAUAGGAUGCACACCAAGUGGUUGAACUAGAUAUUGCAGUCCAAAUUCAAAAUAUUGGAGAGGGUUUUUUCACUCGGCCCCUCCUCCUCAGACUUAAUGCACACGCAGGUUGCCAGAUUGACGACACAAACAGGAACGAGUGCACUUGACGAUGAAUGAAAUGAAAUACACUAUGUUUUCCGCCAACUGGCAACCCGGGGUGACGAAAUACAGUUGGGUAAAGUGGGAGUGGGCGGGUUUCACAAACCAAAACAAAGCUGGACAUUUUCAAAGGAGAAUAACUGACGGUAGCAUUGUUUUUCAGAUAAACAAGUAUGUUAACUUAGCAUGUUUCUUAAAUAUCUGCAAACAUAUAAUGGUAUUUUUAUGGUUUAGUUGAGUCAAAAUCUUAUAUACAGCACCUUUAAGACUCUAAGACUAUAAGACGUUUUCAGGACCUACAUGACUUUUUAAUUAAUUUUACAAAAUGAUAGAUUAAGGCUUGAAUAUCUCUGCUCACAAACACUAGAAUAUGGAAGUAACUUUUUUUUUAGUACACUCUUAUCACAUUGCAAAAAAGUGAUUCUUCCUCAGUAUUUUUGUCUUGUUUACCUGAGAAGCAAAAUCUGUCAUUAGGGAAUGAAAAUUUUUUCUGAGCCCAUUGACAGAUAAUUGUUGUUGUUUUAAUCAUGAACUCUCUUAAUUUUGAUCUAUUUCUCAAAAAAACGACUUCAUAUCUUAAUUUUUGCAUCUGAAGUAAAUGUAACUUGAAUUAAGGAUGGUUAGAUAUUUUUUUCGCAAAACAAAUACUGUGGAAAAUAUGCAGUGCAUGUAACAUUUAAUGCCAUGACUUUAUAAAUUUAAGACUUUCUACUUUGAUUUAAGACCUUUUUAGGCUUUAAUUUGUGGAAGAGGUAAAUUAAGACUUUUUAAGGCCCACCGAAACCCUAUAAAUAGAUUAAUUUAAGUGGGUGUACAAACCCGUGAGGACCUGAAAGUGGCUGAUGUUUUACUGCUGGUCCAGAGGAGCUGAGAGACCCUGUACAUCAAAAAUGCUCUUAAAACAAAUCCCAUUUAUUAUGAAAUCCCAUUUAUUAUAACUGGUGUUAAACACAAGACAUGAUGUGGCUGUUCUGAGGUGAAGUGGAACACCGUUGAUACUCCCUCUUACAGAACUCACUUAUCUUGUGAUUCGCUGACCACUGUUGCCCAGGGCGAAGCUAAUGCUUGUUACCAUAUUUAAUCGACCUAUUCGGAAACAUGAGCUCCAUAAACAGACGUUUAUUCCUCUAUGAGGAAUUUUCUGCUCUUGUCAGAAGAGAUUUGCAGAUUAAGCUGCUGAGCUUUUGAAAAUCUAGUUAGUGGAGUGUCAGUUCCGUGUUGAAAAUCACUGUCAUUAGCAGAUAAGUGAAGCAUUGUGAAUCUGUGGCACUUUCACAACAUUGAUCUGUUUGAGUGAUACAUCAACCAAUCACCUGAGUUUGGGGCAGAACUAUCUGACUGAUUGACCAACGAUGGACGAGUGAUUAGAAACAUGUGAAUCAUUAUUUGAGUUCUGUGCAGAUGUAACAAUGACACACUUCAGUUUCCUUCAUCAUUUUUAGUUUAAGUUGGCGUCUGAAGUGAUGCCUUUGUACAAACCAAAUUAAUCAUCACUUUUGAUCAAACUUGCUUGUAUUUUGAAGGCCAUGUAAUGAAAUGUGGCUCGAAGCUAAAUGCAGUUAUCUGAUUCAUGAGCAUGUUCAGAUGAAGACAUGUUCAUAGAAAUUUUUCUGCAGUUGUUGUUCAUGUAUGUGAAAGGUCAGAAGGUCAACACAGAUGAAGACGGGUCACCGUGGAGACUGGAGAGAAAGACCAGAGGGCCAAAAUGUGUCAUGACUGCACUUUUUGAUGCAAUGUGCAUGUGCGUCACACAAAUACAGUCAUUCACAGCUGCAUAUUCCAUACUUUCAAACAUAAAGAUGUUGUAAGUUCACAGAUGGAUUGAAGAUGAAUGAAGUUAGAUCAGUCGUACCUGUAGCUCAUCUGAUGGAACUAGGCCAUAUAUUUACUACUGUCGCUCACCCAACAUGGAGAUCUUCACCUGCUGGUGGCGGCCGAUUGCUAAUCAGGACAAUGUCACAUACACGCUCCUAUACACCACGGGUGAACACACUCCUCAGGAGUGUCCCGAUUACGUGAGCGGUGGCAUCAACAGCUGCUUCUUUGAUGCCAAACACACUCAGAUCUGGGAGAUGUACUGCAUGAAUGUGACAGCACACACACACACUGGGCAUAUCACCUCCAAGAAACAUUGCCUGGACGUGGCCGAUAUAGUGGAGAUCGACCCGCCCUUUAACCUGACAUACAUUAUGCUGAACGAGAGUUUCGGUGAAUCCGGGCGCAGUAUUUUGUUGUCAUGGUUGUAUCCAGUUGCCUCUCAAGUGCGUGAGGGAUGGAUUACGCUCAUCUACGAGCUACACUACAGACAUCUCGCUCAGCCAGACAACUGGCGGGUACAGACACAGAGCGUGAAAGAGCGUUUGCGUGAGCCUCACGUGGAGUUGUUGGAUCUGCCGGUGGGAACUUAUGAGUUCAUGGUCCGCUGUCGCUCCACCAACAGCAAACACUGGAGCACUUGGAGCGAGUCCAUUAACAUCACCAUCAGCAGCAGACCUCUGUCCGAUCGGAUGUUGGCCUUCAUCCUUGUGAUCAGCAUUGCCAUUAUGGCCUUCCUCAUUAUUGGUUUUGGGAUCGUCCCACGAAGCAAGAGAAUUAAAUCAUUCCUUCUGCCACCGAUUCCCAAACCACGCAUCCGAGGGCUUGAACCUGUUCUGCUGAAGAAGGGGAAGAUUGACGAGAUCAAUCAUCAUUUCUCCAGUUUUCACAGCUAUAAGUCACCACAGUACUGCAUGGAGACUUGGUACCAGGUGAGCGUGGACAUGUGUCCAUCUGCGAUGCCCAACAGUUUCCCGUCUCAAUAUAAACACGAGGAUGCGCCGAUCACACAGCAUGUCACUUGCCCCGAUGGACAACAGUCUGUUCAGACAAGCUGCAGUCCUGCGCCAUAUUGUUGUAGCCCUGCCUCCUACUGUGAGGGAACCACGCCCCCUCCAAACACUGGCCACGCCCACCCUGAGCUUGUGUCCGUCCCAGGCAUGGACUACAGCAUGAUUCUAAACUCGGCCCCUGCACCACCUCGAACUCAUGACUUCUAUACAUGUGUGAAUGGCUUGAUGCCUGAUGGGGUGCUGCAUCUGGUGCCCUGCCUGCCUGACAUGCUGAAAAACACACCCUACCUGCAGUUCAAAGAGGGAGCGGAAGAUGGCAUGGACAAGAGCAGUCAGCUAGCAGUACUGCUGGAGAAGCAGAUGGAGGCACUGUUGAGCGUGAGUGAAUCAGACCCAAGCGAAGCUGCCAUGCCUUUGCUACCUCAUUCAUCAGACACAAACUGAAAGCAAAUCAGCAAAUGCUGCAAUGUCUGGUAAUGACCAUGCGACAUACAAUCACAUGCCUCAUACUCAUACACUAACACAGCCCAGGAGUCACGCAGUCUGUUCUGGUUUGUUUUGAUAGGAAAUAUGACUGGUGUUUCAGUUCAGAAUGAGUGCAUUUGCAUGCAGGAAGGCUGAUUCACAGUACAUGCGUCAGCAGAGCAUAUGUUUUCACUGCUUAUGUUAAGAAAUAAGGUUGUUCACAUUGAAGCAUGAGUCUACUUUUGCAACGAUGCUCAUGCACAAUUAAAGUAACAACACACUGUUGAUGGACUAAAUGAAUAUUAUUUGAAUCUGAAAAAAAGUUGUAGUUUUAAUAUGAAUUAGAGAAAGCCAUGUAAAUUAUUUAGUUACCAUUCAGAUGCAUAUUUCCAUAUUUAUGUAAAUAAGAUUUUACAGUUAUCAAGGUUGUAAUAUUUUUCAGUGACUCACUUCUGAUCACCAUUUAAUGUCAUAAUGCUUAUUUCUAAAUGAAACAGUCACUGUAGUUAACUAAAAAUCUCUGCAUAGUAGGCAGAAACCCUCUCGGUGUGAAUUCACAUUUGAAUUUGCUGCUGUAUUUUCGCUCACGCUUGCAGUGUGAAACAGGCAAGAGUCACAGUUGUUUAUUUCAUACAGAGAGCACACAGAUAAUCUGCAGGUCAUUGUGGGUGUUUGUAGUGAAGUCUUUCAGUCAGGACAGUCGUGGUGUUUAAUAAAUGAAAGUGAGGCUGAGAGAGACAGACUGACUGUUGUUUCUCAUGAUGAUCCUUCAGCCGAUAAACAUCAAACCAUUAAAUAUAGUGUCUUUCAUUACUGCAGUUCAUGUCAGGAGAGAGAAGCAUCAGUAAAUCACCAUAUAAAUGGAGCUUGAAUCUAAAACAUGAGCUUCAACAGAAUAUGCUGUUUGGUGGAUGAUGAGACUAGACGAAGCAAGAGAGAGAGAUUAUCAUAUAGAGGAGAUCAGAUCACAGACUUCAUGGACAGAGCAGAAUCUCGGGUCGAACAAGAAAUGACUGAAAUGAGGAAAUCAUCUUUAUUUAAUGGAAAGAAGGAAGAAUAAAGAGGGAACUCUCAAUCCGGUCACAUCUCAACCAUGACCAGUUAAACUCACACAACUCUUGAUGUAUAGUGGAGAAAUAUAUAGCUUUAUUUCAAUAAAGAUGGUAUGGACAAGGGCCGUUGCCCAUCAGUGUCCUCUUGCAGUCAUAUGAUUCAGGAUUUAUUAAGUUUCUAGAGCCAGAGUCUCAUCCAGAUGUGCUUUAUGGUGAAAUUAAAUGAGAGCAAAGAAUGUGUCACUCAGUUUAAAUGCUGAGGAAUAUGAAGAAUACAGAAAACAUCUAUGUCAGCACUCAGAUUCAAACCAUCACAGUCUUCAUGUCAUUGUCAUUUCAAAUGAAACCAUGCAGACUGCGUCAUCUCUCAUGGACUACACUGUAACACACACACAUAUAGCUGAACUCAAGGUUUAUCAUAAGUGAUCACAGGGCUGUUCAUGCCAAACCCGCUGCUGUGUGACAGCCUCUUGCUCGACAAAUUUCUGGAGCAGGUGUCAGGAAACAAUCGGUCGUUCGGGCUGGAAAUAAAACACUCUCAGACCUUGAAAAUCAGAUAAUGCAGGAAUAUUUUUGAAAUAAUGGACAGAUGAGAGAACUGAAAAAUAUUCUGCCAUCCACCCACUUCACUGUGGGUGAAGUGGGUGCUGUUGGAUGUGUAGAUGUAAUUCUUAUUUUAUUUUUAUUUCGUGAACAAGAAGCAUUUACAAGCCAUGAAUACAAAAAUAUGCACACCAAAGACAACACUAUGAGCACUUCACGAGACGAGUGUGAGUACAUGAGUGUGCUGAAUGUCAAACACUGUCAAUGGCAGUGAUCUGCAUGAAUCAGAAAUGUGUUUCUGAGUCCCAUCAGGAUAAAUAUGAAUUCUAAAGAAACUCUAAAGUUGUUGUAUGGUUUGCUCGUUGAGCAAGUGAUGAUGUAAUGAAUGUAUAGUUGUGAUGAAGAGCCACAAGAUGCAAUCCCAUUAGAGUGUUUCACUGAUGCAUCGUAGUUUAUACACUGAUCCUUAAACAUAGACAGUGAAUAAAGCAAAACGAUCACUGUGUUCAUAAGCAGCAUCACCAACGGGCUGAACUGAAUAGUUCAUAAUGGCCUCAUGUCGUGGAUGUUGAGGCUUUAUUUUAUUAGACUACAGCACUUUCCAUGAAUACAAUGAACUCUGGAGUUAGUGUUCAAAGCAUUAGACCCAAACCCCAACCUGUUUAGUAGGUUGAACUAUUAACUAUUACCUUACACAAAAUUAAGCCAGCAUGAAAAGUAGCUUGUUUUGAACUUCGUCAAAUGUUUGAGCGACAGCAUAUUGUAUGCAAAAAUGUUAAUUGAAAUCUCUCUCUGGUGUAAUUUGUAAAUGUGGUUUUUAUUUAAUCAGUUUUAAUUUUGACAUUUGUUUAAUGUUCAUUGCUAGAAAUGAAUCAGGGUUUUAAUUGUGUAACAUGUAUCCCAAAUGUUGUAGAAAGUUGUAGCUAAUCUUGUUUCUGCAGGUUCAGCACCUUCAUUCGCUAUACAUGACUCCGUUUUGUACUGUAUUCAUGAAGAGUGCCGAAUAUAAAACUCUACUGAAGAUAAGAAAAACACUUUAUGAUAAACAAAAUUUUAUUUUUUAUAUGUUUGUUUUUGGGUUUGAAGCAGUUUCAUAUGAGCUCUGUAUAAAAUAGUGUCAUAUAUAUAUUUAGAGAGAGAGAGAGAGAGAGAAAGCGAGAAUGUUACUGUAACUAGAAUCUGUUUAAAUGUGUGCGUGCAAGUGUGUUUGUGAGUAUAAGCAUGUGCACAAGUGUGUAAAUGUGAGUGUGAGCGAGCGUGUGUGUGCACAUAGUUUUAUACAGUAUGUGUGCAUUAGAGAGACUGAAGCACUGUUUUUUGUUCAACACUUUCUCAGACUCAUUUCAGUGUCAGUUCAUGUUUUAGAAACAUUUCCUCUUGAUUUUCCUCUGAUGGAUUAUUUGUCAUUGGCUGUUUCUCUGUGGUGAAAGUGAUGUGUCUGUGCCUUACUCGUGUAGAUUUUUCCUGUUGUUAUAAAUGUUAUCAACACUCCACUGUUAUACCUGCAGAUCAACUAUAGAAACACAUUAGAAAGGUGCAUAUAUAUUUUAAGAAAAAUUUAUAGAGUAAUAUGUCUGCUAUCACAGAAUUACAGUAUAUAUUCUAAUUAUAACGUUUUUGUACAUUAGAUGAUUUUUGUGUGCUUUCUGUAAGCUUCUGUUUCUCUUAUAAAUUUUGUCAUCUGUGGGAAAAAAUCACAUUCCCAUGUGGUCAAAUAAAGAUGAGCUGAAACGUG
This is a messenger RNA of Cyprinus carpio (common carp), 6853 nucleotides long. Its product is annotated as growth hormone receptor-like. NCBI's taxonomy places the organism in Eukaryota, Metazoa, Chordata, Actinopteri, Cypriniformes, Cyprinidae. Gene Ontology annotation, biological process: cytokine-mediated signaling pathway. Gene Ontology annotation, molecular function: protein binding; cytokine receptor activity. Gene Ontology annotation, cellular component: external side of plasma membrane. The record is from RefSeq and is a predicted model, not a curated record.